Molecule: messenger RNA, 10753 nt
Organism: Spodoptera frugiperda (fall armyworm)
Lineage: Eukaryota; Metazoa; Arthropoda; Insecta; Lepidoptera; Noctuidae
Product: carboxypeptidase N subunit 2
Exons: 2
Coding region: 114-1889 (591 amino acids)
Cellular component (GO): extracellular matrix
Molecular function (GO): protein binding
Source: RefSeq, a predicted model, not a curated record
CGCGACUGCCGCGAUAGUGCCACGCGUCGUACCCGCUCGUCAGUGUCGGCGUGCCGCGCUUGCAAUGUGUUCGGACAAAGUUUAUUCUGAUCUUAAAUAAAGUUUUUGUGAAAAUGGAGAAGCAAGUUUGGCCAAGCGGAUUUGCGAGUUGUCAUUUCUUCAAAAAUCCAACAUGGCAACUAUUCCUGCUUCUGUGGUCAACAAGCGCAGUGAUGAUGAGUUGCAGCGGGGCGGAGAUCACAUGUCCCGAAGAGUGCACUUGUCGCAGUACGUUCGACCGGGAGGCUGGCGCGGCCGUGCGAGUCUCCUGUACGCGCGGUCACAUGCGCCUCAUUCCUGUUGACUACAUCGACAGAAAUGCGAACGUCAUCAUAAUAGCUGCCCCACCCGAUAAACCAAACGAGCUUACCAUCGGUCCCAUUUUUACGCAACCUACACCAUUCGUCAACCUCAGAGAACUUCACAUCGUUAAUUCGAAUGUCCCAUCCAUAGGACAAUAUUCCUUUUGGGGGUUACAAAAUCUGAGGUUAAUAAACCUAACCUAUAAUAAUCUCACCAGUAUUGGAGCUGACAACUUCAGAGGCCUCAUAAAUCUCACCGACUUGUAUUUGGAUCAUAACAAAAUCGAACAAAUGCCGAGUGAGACAUUCAGGCAUUUAACCGCACUGAGAACAUUGACAUUAUCGAACAACGAAAUUAGCAUAUUGGUGCCGAGACUGUUCCGCAUGUUAGCGAAACUUUUAAUCUUGGACCUGAGUUACAAUCCGCUCGCUGAGCUGAAUCCAGAGGUAUUUAAGGAUAUUCAGCAUUUACGGAUCUUCAAGUGUAGAGGCUGCUUGCUGCGACGAAUUAAUACACAGAUUUACCAUCUAGUCGCGAAUUUGGAAGAAUUGGAUUUAGGCGAGAAUCAGUUCAAGUAUCUAACCUCCGACGAAUUCAUAAGUUUAAAACGACUUAAAAAGUUAAGGCUGGACGGUAAUCAACUGUCUGUCAUCGUAGACAACAUGUUUGGACGGAACCGCGAGCUGCGCGUGCUGUCGCUGGCGCACAACCGUCUCGCCCUGCUGGCGCCCGCCGCCCUCGCCAACCUCACCAACCUGACCCAUCUUGACAUCAGCCACAACAAGAUUGACCGCUUUCAUUUGCAAACUUUUGCUCCGGUUGUGGAUUGCUUAAAAACGAUCAAUUUCAGCGGAAAUAAUUUAGCUCUUAAUGAGAUUGCGAUUCUAUUGCAAAUUUUACCUGACAUCGAAGGUGUUGGUCUAGCGAAUCUAUCUCUCCCAGAAAUUCCACCUAACUUCUUCCUCUAUAAUGAGAGGCUCCUUGCUCUUGAUAUCUCAUGGAACAAAUUAACUACAUUUCCGUUCAAAUUGUUAACAAAAACAAAACUUCUUCAAAGACUUGAUGUAUCCCACAACAAACUGCAGACACUAGGUGAAAUGGACUUGCAAAGACUAGAAGCUAUUGCUCAAAUCAAUUUGAUAAAAAAUACUUGGCAUUGUGACAAGUGCUCAGCUGGCACAAUGCUAGUUUACAUGACUACGACUGUGCUUAACUCUACUCUACGUCAACUGAAAUGUUACUCCCCAUUACGUCUCCGGGGAGUGAGCUUCGCUGAGAUGUCAUUCGAUCGUCUCGACCCAUGUCCAAGUACUCACGAAGCGCAGAUGAGCGUGAUAGCUGGUCUCAUGCUGCUGUGCGUGGCCGUGCUGGCGGCGGUGGCGGGCGCGCUGUGCUGCACGCGGCGCCGCGCUGCGCACUACUACACCAACGAGGAGAAGCGGCGCGAGCAUGAGCACGAACACCCCGACGAGCUACUGAGCCAUACGGAGCUCGGCAGCGUGGCCACCAUCCACGCGCCCUAUCACCUGGUGCCUAAAGGUAGCUAGCGCCGUGCCCGCUCGCCUACUGAGCAGGCUUCCUGCCCGCAUCACUGCACUGUAGGCGCGACCAGAGUCCAGUUCGAAGUUCCCGUGCCACUGACCACUAUUUCAUCCCAAAGAUACAAGUACCCGACACACGGCUUCCCCGCACCCCCACCGAUGUUCGACACUAAUGAUAUCUGAUACGAGUACGAGGACGACUUAGUGUAAAGCCAAAGACUUUUGAGUGUUUUCUAUCUAAGUAGGUGUGUCUAUGUUCCCUUCUUAACUUAUGACUUAUGUAAUUUGACUAGUUAGGCCUCGUCUAUGAAAUUACCAAAAAUAUUUUUCUACAAGUGAAAAUUUUAUGUAUAUAUAGUGUUUAAACUUGCCUGAAACAGGUCUAGGCCAUAAGUAGCUUAUGAAUAUUAUAUGUAUGUAAGACUAAAUCAUUGUAUGGAUCAUAGCUUUGUACAUUGCUUUUUGAUGAAGCUUUAGCCGAAUCACUCACGUUACACGAACCGUACACUGAUUUUCACUUUAUCAAAUCGAUUACUUGUUCUCAUUACUGAUUCGAUGAGUUUACCUGUCGACUUUCACAAUUUGCAGCUAAUACGUAUAUGGCUUUUGUUCGACUAUGAAUGUAUAACUUAAAAUAUGAUUAAUUUCUUUCCCUUCUUUACGGUGUAUGUAGAAGGAUACUGCUUUAUUAUAUUUUGCACUAUCAUUACAUGUUUUUAGUUAUCAAAAGCGAGUGUUUGUUCAUUUUAUAAAAAUAACUACAAUGGGCUAUAUAUUCAGCUGAAGAGUUAAAAAUAAAAUCCUUCUCUAAAAAAGUUAUGAAAAGAAUAGCUUUCCUUUCAUAAACAGGGAAGUAAAGGUUCCCUCAUAUGCUAAUACUCGCCUUCAUCUUCGUUCCGGGAAUAUUUCAUCCUUUUUGACCUAUCCACAUAAUACGCUUAGCGCUGAUAUUUCGUGAAGGAGGAAAAACAUUUAAAAAAUCUGCAUCUGUUUAUAAAAAAUGGAAGAUGAACAUCUUUUUGUUCUGCCAAAGAAAAAAAUACUUUUGAAUUGGGGACGACACAAAACACAAAACAAACACUCUUUUUUGAAAAGGUUACCUUUUUGUUGAGCGGUAAAUGAGCAAUUCGGCUGUAGCAUAAUUAUUUUAUUCGACAGUGACGAACAUUAAAUAUACUCACAAUAUAAAACAGUCUCGAACACAAGAGCGUCAUAAUUACGAUACCCUUAUUGUUACCCAUGUACAAUUACCCUUUCUAUAUAUACCUAGGAUAAUUAAAUUAUCAUACAAUUUCCGAAUUCCAAAACAGUCGCCUACUUUCUAGAAACCUGCUUAUAAAAUUCAAUGCUCAUGAACGUAGUUUUUAUAUCUAUGUGAUGUUAAAAUUUAAUAGUAUGUAAGUUAUGAGUAAGUGUAAAAUAGUGGCAAAGUGCCAAAGAUAAUAUAUAACCAAAAAUAUUUAUAAUUAUAAUUAAACAUAUUAAUUUAAAAUGACAACGAUAGGUCGGCUUGUACCAGUCUCUAUCCAUUGUAGCCUUUAUUUAAUUACGAGCGCCAAAUUUUUGUGGCAUAAGCUUCAUUUAAUAUAAUGGAAUGUCACGGAUCACGCGCACAAAUAUGCAACUUACGUCACCAGCUCGAAUAGAGUACAAGGACUCUACGUAACUGCCAUUUGAAAGCAAUCAUUUUAGUUUAGUUUAAGAUCACUAAAUGGUUAAAACGGAAUUUUGUCAUACGUUAAGUUGCUACAAUUUCUUUUCUGUACAUACUUGGUUACCAAAUGACAAUUUUCAUCGUAGAUAAUAUUACCGCUGUAAAUACCUGCUACACAGUGAAGUACUUAUAAGCAUACUUACACAAUAGUUAUUAGGAUCACUAAUAGCCAAUGUAUAAACGGCAGCCUCAGUAAGUGCUAGCCGGCACUGCCAACCAUACAUUAGGCUGCCGUGACAACGCCCUAUAAAAGAACAAAAUGGUUUAUCUGAAUAGAUAUUAAAUACAAUAGUCACGAAAAAGGUUUUACAAAUAAGGUUAUAAUUAUGAUUAUUAGUAUAAACACAUUAUUAUAACACAAUACAGUAUUAUUAUUUAGAGGACCACUCCGACAAGGUUUGUAUUUAAGUAUAAUACUUAGUUACUCAGAAAUUAUCAUAUUGGAGCGCUAUGUGUGUUUAUCUAUAGGCAAUGCAUACUCGUAAUUAAUUAAGUCUUGUUUCCAUGUUGUUAGUGGUUUAUACUUUUUAGCAAUUAAGCUAUUUUUUAGGAAUAUAUUGCACAAAGUAUGACAUGGAAUAAAACUUGUAUUAUUCUAAUAUUUUACGUGCAUAUACAAUGACACAUUCGCAGCAAAAGAUUUAGAUAAGACUUGUCUAACGGGGACACGUACCUAAUUAGUCGACUACAGAUGUAUCAAAAUGUAUUAUAUUACAAAAUAGAUUCAGUUCCAAUAUGAUAAGAUUUGAAUGUUCGUGUUUAUAUUUAAAUUUAGUUUAAGUUAAUUUCCGAUGUAGUGUUGUGCGUAUUAUAAUUAUGUUGCUACAUUUAAAUCAUUUAUAUUUAAUUGAGUAUGUUGAUAAUAAUCAAUAUGCUCAUGUUAUGCGGAUUUCUUAUGAUAUUUCUUUCGGUGGUGCCGACUGAAAAUAAUGAUCUAUAGCUUAAGGACUUUUUUGAUUUGUAGUUCUACACUUUUAUGUAGUUUCUUCUUUCUGUAGUAUUUCAGAGUUGUGUGAAUGAAAGUGAGGCUCAUUAAUACAAUCAUUCAAUCUCUUUCAGCCCAUUCGAUUGGCCUAUAAAUAAUAUUUACAGAUUGGAAUUACAUGCAAUUCAGUAAUUAACUGAUAGCUCUCACAAUGAACCGUCUGAGAUAAAGUAAAAUCUGAGAUAUAAAAUGUUCUAGAAAAUCGACUCUUGUAUUUUAUUUGUACAGUUUAAAGAUAUUUAAUUCUUUAUUGAUAUACUUAAGUAUAAUUAUUGAUAUAAUUACAGACGUAUUAUAUGUUGUAGUUACAAAAAUACAACAAAAAUACAAAAAAAAUGUUGUUUUCGAUGUUUACUUAGGGUAAGGUACAUUUAUGUUUUUUUUUGGGCAGCGUGCACACAUAAGCCGUUGCCUAUGUAAGGGUAAAACACCAAGACGAUAGAUGUAAAUAAAAAAUAAAACAAAGAUAUAUUUUUCAAACAGAGUGAACUAUAAAAAAUAUAUUUUACAUAAAAAAAAAAACUAAACACAUGUAAAAAAAAGUUGCAAUAGGUAGGUUACUGGUCGUUCCAAUGCAAUGAUUAGGAGUAGUUACACCUACGGAGGAGUAUGGAUUCUUACCCAAAAUAUGAAAAUAAAGCCGUGUCACGCUUUCAUUGUUCGAAUACCAUAAAGUUCAAUACUUCACGGAUGAAUGGGUUGCGAAAGGAAUAGGAUUGACUGUAAAUAGUAUAUUGGAACAACUAUAAUUCAUUAAUGCAUGUCAUAAUCAUUAAUGUUAUUAUUAUCCAUAUUCAUAAUCUAUGUCUAUGUUAAUCGAUUUCAUAUUUUAUACAGAUUUUGUACAGGAAGGUGUGAGGGAUAUGUUGUUAUCAGGGGAAAUAUAAUAGCCACAUAACUAUUUAGCUGUAUCUGCUUGUAAAACACGUCGGGAAAAUGUAGAUGAUCUCAUAAAUGUGUAGUUUGUCCCUCGUUUGAUUGUACAGACUUUUUAAUUAAAUCCACUCUUACGAUUUACUUACAAUAGAUGAAAACUAAGAACACAUAAAAAAUAUACAAAAUAUAAUUAUAAAUUAUGGGUCAUCUUCAAGUGUGACAGGUACCCGAGGACAUCUAUGUUUAUGUACUUGUACACUUGCGGUAUACUUGAGGCCUCUGGCACGGGUUCAUUACAUGCCAAGCGUACACCGUAUACCUACGAUGUACCACAAAGUAAACUUUUUGGAAAUUCAACUUAGGGAGCGGUAUAAAGGGGACAAACCACUAACUACGCGCGUGGAGUCGCGGGCGAGUUCUAGUAAUAAUAUAUUCGGUACAAUGUUUACUUGUCAGGAACUUGUGUUAUGGGCAAAAUCUGUAUAGUUAUAUGAAAUAUUAAUCAUUAAGAUGUAAAUACAAAACAUUCACAAAAGGUAAUAAACACCAAUUAGUUUAUAAGAAAGGUUUAAUGAAAAACCGUUUAGUAUUAAUUAAUGACUUUAGUUAUUAUAGCGUUAUACAUAAUUUGUCGUUCGCUUCGAUAGUAUCCGCUUACAACUGUACUUUUUACCCCGGCUUGUAAUUCCCUGACAUAGGCUAUCAGUGUAAAGCUAUAAUAACUCGAGUUUCCGUAUACAAUAAGUCGAAUCUUUAUUUAUACUUGUCGGAGUGAUCCUUACUGUUUCUUUUUAAAUGUACAAUUGUACAUAGGUACAAUAUAAAAUAUGUACGUGCAAGAAAGUAAAAAAAAAUAAAAAAAUAAUUGUCAAUUUGUGUUGUAAUUACAUGUUUAGAAACAAUAUGUGGGGACAUGUUACAUUCUAAUUGAUGUAUUACUUAUUAGGUAUCUUUUUGAGAACUUCAACGUAUUGUAUGCUUCGACUUCGCGCGUGCGAAUGAAUGUUUUGCUUUGAACGUUUAUUUUUUAACGUUUAUUACUCUUCGAAUGUUUUGCUUUGAACGUUUAUUUCUCAACAACAUUUAAUGAGUUGCUGAAUAUAUUUAAAUGGACAUCUUGUGAUAAAUUGACAUAUCCGUUUGGCUAUUAAAAUUUCUACAUCUUGAUAUUAUCAUGUCAAUCUCUUAAAUGAUCAAAAAUUAAGCUGGUAUUUAACUUGUGGUAAUUAGUAUUUCUAUCGAAUUUAAUGGUAUUGUAUGACAAAAUUCAUACAAUGUACUUUGUAAGGAUUUAGUGAGUAAGAACGAUAUGGUAAUUCAUAUACAACAUGUAUAAUCACUAAUAAUGUACCAACGUAAGUAGGUAUCAAUAGAUGUAACUCGAAAGCUUGGUUCACACUUCACGGGGAUACGUUUAUUCCUGAACUGAGGAAAAGACUGAAAAUUUGAUUGCAUUAAAAAUGAAAGGUAUUGUAUAGUAACGAGGGUUCAUGAAGACUAGAGUCUAGAGGAAAGAAAAUUCUCCUUCACUGGCUGUCGAUAAACAAUCUCAGUGACGCGUCAAUCGAUCUUCCAUAUUGAAUUAUGCUUAAACCAUUUGAAUGUUUAAUUAUUGCAACAAUAUAAUAAUAUGUGUAAUAGCCGUAGAGAGUAUAAUAAUAAAUAUUGUCUUACUUCUGACCACUUCCAUCUAUAAGUUUUCCACCUCGCAAAAUCAUCUAAAUAUUCUUUAAAUAGCCUGUUUAGUCGACCAAAUCUGGUACUUAAUUAAAUUAGAAAAGUUGUUAAUAGCUUUGAGUAAACCCAAGACCUUUACAUUAAUUUUUCAUAUUAAUUGUUCACCUUGAUUUUAUAGUCGGGGGCUAUUAAUUACUGCCAUUAAUUGAAUGUACUUCGGGGGCUAUUGGAAUAAGAAUUAUUAGUCAGGUACGAGUGUUUAGGGGCCUUGACAGAAUGAUUAAAAAACUACAUCAAUUAGGACUGUGAACGGGGAAAUGGUACGGUUGAUGUUAGGUACAUGUUGGAAAGCGAUGGGUAGAGAGGAAGUGUGCCACAGACGUGAGUGCUUGAGAAGAGUUUGCAGAGAAUGAAGGUGAAGUGGUGAGUUUAAAUCCUUGGAGAGCCUGAAGUUGUGAGCGUCAGAUAAUUUAUUGAUGGGCGUAACUUGCUCAGAUCCAUCCACUGUUGGUUUUUGCGUCUCACCCAUAGUUAUUCGCGGUAUUCCUCUUAGUUCGCCUCGGUGCUACGUCACCGCCAUACUCAACCAUUUAUCGCAGGUUACCAAAUUAGCCUCACAAAGGACUAAUUAGCUGUUUGUAACUUUAGGCAUUUAUAUUAUUAAUAUUUUCUUUUUAUGUUUUUUGAUAAACUGAUAGCGUCCGCAAAAGUUGUAUACAGAAAAAAACGUUUCAUUCCACAUCUAAAUGGCAUGUAAUAAAAACAUUGUUUUAUUGGAACGGGUCACUGACUAAUUUUGUAGGCGUUUAACAUCAGGUAGAGGUUCGAUCGGGAAAUAGAAAGUAUAAAAACAAGUACAUAAAUAAGCCGUUUAUUUGAAAUCGUAUCGAGAAAACUAUCGUAAAAGCGAAUAUAGCACCUUCUCUUAUAGCAACAAAGGAGUGAAAAUUUAUUGGUUUUAUCCAAAAGAAAUCGAAAGAAAACAGAGAAAGUUAGCAAAAUAGAGGAUUCUUUGGGCACUCGGGCCGAGUUCGUUCGUCAUACAAACGAUUCGAUUCACUUACAUUAGUCGUUACGGCUGUCGAAAUGUAGCUUUAUAAUGUUUUACAGGUUAACUCAAGUAGUCAGCAUAAUAUAAAAUUUCUUUGAAAAUAUCUCUCAAGUAAGCUAUUUUUAAUCUCGUAUUCAAACAAUAUGAAACAUUAGUCGUUACGGUUGUCGGAAUUUAGAUUUAGAAUGUUUUACAGGUUAACUCAAGUAGGCAGUUAAUAUAAAAUUUCUUUGAAAAUAUCUCUCAAGUAAGCUAUUUUUAAUUUCGUAUUCAAACUGUCUAUAUUCGAGAGACGCUUUGAAAGUAGUACCGUAGUAACAGGACGCUUUGUAUGUAUGGAUGUGUGUCAGUGCGUACGAUUAAGGUUUGUAUAGUAAUUGAUGUACGAUUCCGGACGUUACCAGGUUUUUGUGAAAGGUUCCAGACUCGGGGGCGACUGACUUUAUUAUCUAGGGCAGGAUAGUAACCAAACAGGAAAUUUUGUUAAAUAAUAAAGCUAGGGCGGAAAAAUGUAAUAUACUCGUAUACGAAAAGCAUUUUAUUUGGUUAAGGAUACACUAUAAUUUUAGUAAAUAACAAUUUGAAUCAAUGAUGAUGAUGAGAUUCAAGUAACAGGAAAAUAACAAUAAUUUAAAGAGACUCUGGAAAAAUAAACGGGUCGCGUAAAAUAGCGCUUCGAGUAUUAUGACGAUAGGAUUUGAGAGUUCCAAAGGGCCCUUACUUUCGAUUAAGUCGUAUUACAUUUUCCUCUCAACAAAACUGCGGGGUGGAAAAUUAUUUAGAUGUUUCUGUAGCUACGUACCCAAAUGGCGGCUUACCGAUCCAGGUACUUAUCUACUUUAUUAUCAAUAUUUAACCAUUUAUCGACAAAAAUACAAGAAAAACCAACAAAAAAAAAUAUCCGGUAGAUGUAUGUACGUAUACACUUUGUGUCCGUCCUUAGACGGGGGUAGGAUUAAUUAUCUUUAGCUAUUAUAUCAAAUGUAAUCUAAGUAGAUGGGUAUCGAUCAUAUAAGAUACCUUCAUUUUUAUUAAUGUCUGAACGUAUAAUCGAUUUUUUGAAUGUAUUAGAACAUACAUAUUUGAUGUCCGUUGUAAUGAGAUUUACUGAAGGGUUGGUGAAAGCUGAGAAAGAAAUAUUAUAGCCUAUAUGGAAUAAUAUUAUUCGAUGACGGUUUAAAGUACCUUAUAUCGCGUAUUUUGUAGGCAAUUAUCUGAAGUAUUGUGCGGGAUAAGAUAAUCGUUUAACGCUGAGAGGGUGCGUCACGAUAUUUGUGGUUCUCAGAAAUGAAAUGUUCUCACAAAUGCGUUCACACCAUCCUACUUGAAAAUCCAUAACAAUCAAUUCCACUCAGGGCCGUCACUCUCCUUACCAACUUUCAAUACAAGGUACUUAUAAACCAGUGUGUGAUACCUACUACUACUACAGAUAUCUGUGUUUAGAAAAGCAAACGAGAUUUUGUAUCUAAGUACAAACAACAACAAGUAAGAAAUGUGUCUUGAAAUUAAAACAGGAAGACGCGGUUUUCUUUCGCAAGUAGAAAUGAAUCUGUCAGAAAAUAAGCGACUCUGUGUAUCAUUUUGACAGGGCCUAAUAAAUUCGACCAUAAAUAUAUUAUCGUAGAUGCGAAUCUUCAAUGAGCACAGAAAAAGACUAAGGCUGAGAAAGGGCAUUUUAGACAUUUUAGAAAAUGUAUUUUUAGCUAGGCAUUGAUGAUAUAAAACACCGGCCAAGUCGGACUCGCCCAAGAAGGGUUCCGUAGCAGCAAGUAUAUGACUUAAUAUAAAAGUUGUAAAAUCAUUUGGUUUUUCAUAGUGUUUGUAUGAACAAAAAAGUUAUAUUUGUGGUAUAUAUAGUAAAUGUAUUAUUUCUUAAAAACUAAUAAUGAUAUCUCGUUCAAACCAAUUUCCGAAAGUUUCCAUUUAAGUCUACAGCAUAUAUUUUUUUAGUUUUCUCAUUCUCUUAUUUUAAAAGUUUGAAGGGGGGGGGGGGGCUCUUUUUUAAAUUUUGGAAGCGUCUAUGUUUCAAACAAUUGAUUUUGACGAAAAAUGGUUUUUGAAACCUUUUAGACACCCAUCACGGUUAUGUUAGCUGAUUUUUUUUUAAUCAGUUCCUUGCUAGCUGUACCCCUCCCCUUUAAUUUUUAAAUUUAUUAAUUUUUAUUCAAAAUUCAAAUAGCGGUUACCAAAAUACAUCUACCUACAAAGUUUCAACUAUGUAAGCCUAACAGUUUCGGAAAUAAAUGACUGUGACAUACGGAUCUAUAAGGGUUUUUUCCCAUUUGGCUACGGAACCUUAAAAAGAAAUAUCUUUGUGGGCCUAACAUUUUGAAAAGAAUUUCAUUGUGUGUCAGUUUCGCCUCGUAUCAGAACGUCCUCGCGAUAUGUUGUGUAAAAUGUCUGCAAUUGAAGUGAUUUUUAUCUCAGCUCGCACCAGCCUGCUAUUAUAAAUGGUGUUGUAUUGUAAAACUGUGGAAUUAUGUUUAGAUCUUCGCAUGCACUUAACAGAAUGUAUUGCUGUAUAUGUAAUCUCAUGUUUAUUACCUAAUAAAGAAUUUUUCGUCGUA